Messenger RNA from Ostrinia nubilalis (European corn borer), 837 nucleotides. RefSeq lists its product as uncharacterized. The record is from RefSeq and is a predicted model, not a curated record. Gene Ontology annotation, molecular function: protein binding. The transcript is spliced from 4 exons. Lineage: Eukaryota; Metazoa; Arthropoda; Insecta; Lepidoptera; Crambidae. The coding region runs from base 232 to 837 and encodes 201 amino acids.
GUCGCGAACACGCGGCGAGCGUGCGCGAAGUGCGAACGAAUGGACGCGGAAUGAAGUGGGAACGAAAAGUUUUUGCAACAAUGUGAUUGUGAGUCAUCAAAAUCAAAGUGUAAUCAACGGGAACAUCUGAUUAUUGUUGAUAAUGUAGCCAUUGUUCGCGUUGAUUAGUUCACAGUUUCAAUGUGUAGUGUUAGUUAGUGUUCAAUAAAGUGUGGAACGCAAGCUAGCAAGAUGAUGCAAGGAUUACUGGACUCGCUGUACAGGAUCUAUACAGAUUGGCGUGCCCCGAUGGCGGAUGAAUCGGAGGCGUCUAGGAGGCGAGUGCCGGCGCCCCCGCCUCGUCAGUCCUCGCGGCCCCCCGAGCCGCGACCGCGGACCUACGCGCCGGGCCCCGCGCGGCCCUCCCUCGACCUACCGGCCCCCCCGCGUCUGAUCCGGCCCUCCGAACACCUGGCCAUAGUAGAGCGGGCCAUGGAGCGCAGGCCCCCGCCGCUAGUGCCGACGAUAACGGUGGUGCAGGGCCCCAGGCCGGCCCUGCCGCCGCCGCCGCCGGUGCACAGGCCCGUCCUGCCGCCCCCGAUGAGAAUGCCGGCUCCAGUGCCUCACACAGUGAUGCGGCUGCCGCAGCCGAGGAGAGAUGUUCAGCCGCAACCGGUCGCUCACGCUCAACCGUUGGCGUUGCCUCCGCCGACGGCUGCGCCCGCGUCGACGGGCCCGCUUCACGCCGCGCCGCGCACCAUCGUCAUCCAGCGGCCCGACGCGAGGCACGGCUUCGGGUUCACGCUGCGACACUUAGUUGUGUACCCGCCGGAGUCGCUGCAGGUUGGUUUGCUAUGA